Molecule: messenger RNA, 450 nt
Organism: Lactuca virosa
Lineage: Eukaryota; Viridiplantae; Streptophyta; Magnoliopsida; Asterales; Asteraceae
Source: the annotation of a GenBank genome assembly
AUGCCUCUGAGUGGUAUACUGGUUAAACAGGUUACCAUCAAAUCAGAUGGGGAUGUGUUUCAUGAAAUAUUAAGAAGCAGGCCACACCAUAUAUCAGAAAUGAGCCCUGAUUCCAUAAAAGGUGUUGAUUUACAUGAAGGUGAAUGGGGUGUUGUUGGAUCAGUCAUUAAUGUUGACUUUAUCCAUGAUGGGAAGGCAAAAGUGGCUAAAGAAGUGAUUGAAGGAAUCGACGAGGAGAAAAAGUUAGUGUGCUACAAGGUUAUUGGGGGCGAUAUAUUGGAGGCUUACAAGACCUUCUUGCUCACAGUUCAGGUGGAGACAAAGGAAGAAGAAAACUUGGUGACUUGGACUUUCCACUAUGAGAAACUCAAUGAGAAUGUUGAUGACCCCAACAGUUUGAUGGAUUUCUGCCUUGCUGUUACCAAAGAUAUUGAGAAACAUCACCUAUAA